GGACACAAGGGCUUUAGGGCAGUUGCUGGCUGUUUCACAAUGGCAUUAUGUUUGCUUUUUGCCUGUGUGUUGACUCUUCAUUCUGUGAAUUCACCACAAUGGCUCCCACCUAGUGCUGACUUGUUUAUGUUUGAAAUGUCAGUGCUUGUGCUUUUAUUAAUUUUCUCAAAUUCUAGCCUGGUGGCUGAUGCUAAUGACAGGAAAUGAUUAAUGAAUGGGACCUUGCUGAGAAUGUGACACAUUCUCAUGCUUGCAUGGAGCUAAUGACAUGCUGCAUUACUGGCUUUCAUACAUUUUCUGCCACUUUUAAUUGUUGUAUCUCUAAAGUUUGGUACUUGGUCUGCAGUUCCAGUUUAUGAAUUUGAGCUCUUUGAUAAAAUGCUCCAGCAAGACAACUGUCAGCAGCUGCUAGUAAGCUAAUUGCUUUUUAGCAAACUAUUUCCUUCACUAUUCAGUUAUUUUUUCAAGUGUGAUAGACUCUUAAAAAAAUCUGUCCUGUCUCUUGUAAAGUUUUUUGAGAACAUUUGGUGGAAGAAUUAAGACUGUAUUACAUGGAAAUGAAGAAAAAGGGGAGACUUCUGCAGGUUGCUCAGAGAGGACAGAUGUGGUGGGGAGUUGAUAUUCCCUGAAGCAUCUUAUGGCAGACCAAACUGUGGUGUCUCCACUCUGGCCUCCCUGAAACUGCUCUGAACAGCUACAGUCAGUGACAAAUUUUGCUUUACUUCAGGCUUGUAAGAUGGGAAAAUUUUUCUAUUUAAGAAUACUGGUAGGUUGUGCUGAAGCUCUGAAAAGGAUUUGAAAUGGCCAUAGUUGCACAUAGGUUGCUGGAACUCUCAAAGAAAAUCUGGAUUGGGGUUUAGGUGUCGUGGCUGGAUCACAAAGUGGUGCUUCCUCCUGCCCAGGGCUUCCCUGUUUGAUGCUGCUUUGUGCCCUUAUCCUGUAGCAACAUUGGAAAAACCUGCCAGCGAGGUUUUGAGCUGGCUUGUUUGGCAAGUGUGGGCCACACCUCCACUUCUCACAGCUGGAGCACAGCCCAGUCCUGCGCAAAACUUCGGAUGAGUCCGCGGCAAACAGCGCUCCGCAGCCGGGCGUCCUGGGCUCGCCUUGCUCUGGGUUUCCCUGUCAGAUUUUCUGCAGAGACAGCAGGACAUUUUCCCCAUGUUCCAUGAGGUGCUUCGGGGCCCAUUUCCACCCAGAGUGCUGCCUUUUCUGGCAGCAGUGCUUUUCCAAAGGAAGGAGAGGAGGGACACUGGCUUCUAUCAGUGGCGGUGGGAAAAGCAUCCUUACUACAACCUGACAGUAAAAGUCCUCAGAGCCAGAAACAUCAAGGGUACAGAUGUGUUGUCCAAGGCAGACUGCUAUGUGGAGCUGAAGCUGCCCACUGCAUCUCCCAGUGUCUCCCGAACUCAGGUUGUUGACAACUCUGAGAACCCAGAAUGGAAUGAGACUUUCCAGUAUCGGAUCCACAGCGCUGUCAAGAACAUUCUGGAGCUGACCCUCUAUGAUAAGGAUGUCCUUGUCAGUGAUGAGCUCACCUCUGUUGUCUUUGACGUGGGGGGUGUGAGGCCGGGGGAGCCCCUGCUGCAAACCUUCAGCCUGGACUCUGAGGCUAAGGAAGAGCUGGAUGUAGAGUUUUUCUUGGAGAAAUGCUCGGAUGCCCCUACAGAAGUGUUGACCAACGGAGUCCUUGUGGUUCAUCCUUGCUUGUGUCUUCAAGGCACUGUCAACAAAGAGGAAAAUGCAAAAGAAAAACAGCAAGGAAGCUGUGAGGUCAAGGUGUCUGUCCCAGGGGCGUAUCAAAAGCAGUUGUCUAUUCCUUGGACACCAGACAAUGAGAAGGAUUGUGGAACCUCAUUUGUCUUUCAUGUGGAUAAAGAAAUGUGUUCAGAAUUGCAAGUGGAGCUGCAGCAAACCAUAUCUGUCCUACAGGAUGGUGUGAACCCUGAUAUUGAAAAGCAUACGACAGUUCUGGGACUGGGGACUGUACCAAUUAAUUCCCUUCCUAUUGGAGAAAAAGUUGAUAGAAUCAUUUCUCUAGGAGAGGGAAAAAGUUUGGAUAUGAGUUUGAAAACUGAAGAGAGCACUUGGGAUCUUGAUAUACGUCUGGGUUUUGAUCUCUGUAAAGAGGAGAGAGAAUUUUUGGACAAAAGGAAGAAAGUAGUUUCUGAGGCACUGAGGAAGACUCUUUGUUUAAAAGAAUCCCCUCCAAAAGAUGAGGUUCCAGUUGUGGCAGUGCUGGGCUCUGGAGGUGGGAUGAGAGCACUGACGUCCUUCUAUGGCAGCCUUGCUGGGCUGCAGCAGCUGGGCCUUCUGGAUGCUGCAGUGUACCUCUGUGGCAUUUCUGGCUCCACCUGGUGUUUAUCAACACUGUAUCGAGACCCUGACUGGUCACAGAAAGACCUUCAAGAUGCAAUCAGAAGAGCUCAGGACACUGUGUCCGGCAGCAAAGCAGGUGCAUUUUCCCCAGAACGACUGAAGUACUAUUUCCAGGAGCUGAAUGCAAUGGAGGUCAUGGGACGGAAGGUUUCCUUUACAGAUUUGUGGGGCCUUAUUGUGGAAUAUUUCCUACAACAAGAGGAAGAUCCAUCAAAGCUGUCUGAUCAGCAAGAAGCAGUGAAAUGGGCCCAGAACCCUUAUCCUAUCUAUGCAGCUGUCAAUGUGAGACCCAAUAUGAGCAGUGGUGACUUUGCAGAAUGGUGUGAGUUCACUCCCUAUGAAGUUGGAUUUCGCAAAUAUGGAGCUUUUGUUCGAACAGAGAAUUUUGACAGCGAGUUCUUCAUGGGACGGCUUGUCCAGAAACAUCCAGAGCCCAGGAUUUGUUUUCUACAAGGAAUGUGGGGCAGUGCCUUUGCUGCAAGCUUGGAUGAUAUCUGCCUGAAGGUGGUUGGUAUAGGACUGAGCUUUCUAGAUUCUUUCAAAGAUGUUAUCAAAGUUGUAGAUGACUGCCAAAGAUUCCAUUUCCGAGACCCAGCACGGCUGAAGACUCGCUUGGUUAUACCUGGGGGCCCCUUGUUACAAAUAUUUCAGGAUUUCUUCAUGUCCCGGGUCACAUGUGGAGAAACCUUCAACUUCAUGAAGGGAUUGUAUCUUCAUAAAGAUUAUGUUAACAUCAAGAAAUUUGUGACUUGGAGAGAUAGUCACCUGGAUGCAUUUCCCAACCAGCUGACGCCCAUGGAAGAGAACUUGUAUUUAGUGGAUGGUGGCUUUUCCAUCAACUCUCCCUUUCCUUUGGUACUUCAGCCAGAGAGGGAUGUGGAUGUUAUCCUGUCAUUCAAUUUUUCCUGGGAAGCUCCAUUUGAGGUUCUAGAGCUGACUCAGAAAUAUUGUGAGGAGCAGGAAAUUCCUUUUCCAAAAAUCAAAUUUACAGAGGAAGAUGAAAAGAAGCCAAAAGAGUGUUACAUGUUUGUGGAUGAUGAUAAUCCAAGGGCUCCAAUUGUACUCCAUUUCCCACUUGUGAAUGACACCUUCCAGAAAUACAAAGCUCCAGGAGUUGAACGUGAGUCAGAAGAAGAAAAAUCCUUUGGUGACUUUAUCAUUGAGUCAAACGAUUCCCCUUACCGGACACUAAACUUCACCUUUGAGCCGUAUGAUUUCAGCAGGUUAGUGGAAGUGAAUCGCUACAAUGUUCUGAACAACAAGGACACUCUCCUCAAAACCCUAAACUUGGCUCUGCAAAGGAGGAAGUUGAAGAAAGUCACCAAUCAGUCAGAUACAUGAGCAGUUUCCAAGGCUGAGGAUACAGAGAGGCUGCAGUGUACAAAAGCUGUGAGGUUCAAGAUAAUAUAGUGAUAGUGAACAGCUAAAAACUCUCUUCCUGGGGAGGGAGUAGUACACCUGACGCUGAAAACUCAUUCCAGGUUAUGUGCUCUGAUGAAAACUCAAGGAAUGUAUAGUACAACAUGGAUGUUGCUUCCUUGUGUGGAUGAGAGUGAGGAAUUACUCAGCUCAGUAUCUCCAAUCACAGUGGCUGAUUCCAGAUGAUUUGAGAGGUCUACACAAACCAUUUGAGCUUCUGGAGAAUAAUCUUCCAGCCUCUACUGAGUGAUGCACCUCUUUUUUGUCAAAGGUGUGUUGGUGUUUGAGGGAACAGUUUCCUUCUGUACUUUUAUCUCUUGCUUAUGAACCUCCCUUAAUGAACUUUUACAAGUUACAUCAUCCAAAGAAGAGCUCCACAGAUGAAAAUGACACACUGAGAGAAGAAAUGGCUCCUUUUUCUUUCACCUUGCUAUGGCUGAUGCCCAUGUGCUUUCAAGACUGAACAGUCAUUACCUGCUUCCCAUUUUGCCAUUCAGGGUUUCAAUUUCCUUCCUGUCCUUCUCAAGGAUUUUAAUGGCUUUUAGUCUCCCAGAAAUUCUAUGCAGAGUAUCUUAUUUUGGUAAAAAAAUUGUUUGGUA
This is a messenger RNA of Melozone crissalis (California towhee), 4394 nucleotides long. It is a transcript of the gene PLA2G4F, whose product is annotated as phospholipase A2 group IVF. Gene Ontology annotation, biological process: glycerophospholipid catabolic process. The coding region runs from base 1159 to 3717 and encodes 852 amino acids. Lineage: Eukaryota; Metazoa; Chordata; Aves; Passeriformes; Passerellidae. The transcript is spliced from 20 exons. Gene Ontology annotation, cellular component: cytosol. The record is from RefSeq and is a predicted model, not a curated record. Gene Ontology annotation, molecular function: calcium-dependent phospholipid binding; calcium ion binding.